Prinia subflava (tawny-flanked prinia) is the source of this 2275-nucleotide messenger RNA. It is a transcript of the gene VMA21, whose product is annotated as vacuolar ATPase assembly factor VMA21. Gene Ontology annotation, biological process: vacuolar proton-transporting V-type ATPase complex assembly. The record is from RefSeq and is a predicted model, not a curated record. Gene Ontology annotation, cellular component: endoplasmic reticulum membrane. Lineage: Eukaryota; Metazoa; Chordata; Aves; Passeriformes; Cisticolidae.
ACCCCGAGGGUUGCCAUGGCGACGGCGGCGCCUCUCCCCGCGCAUGCGCGGCCCAUGCGCGGCCCUUGCGGCGGCUUCCGGCGGGCCCGCGGUGGCGGCGGGAUGGAGCGCUUCGGGCCGGGCCCCGUCAGCGCCGUGCCCGUGGCCGAGUUCAGGCCAAAUGAGGGUUCAUUAACAUCAACUUUAAGAACGCUUCUGUUCUUCACAGCUCUAAUGAUUACAUUACCUGUUGGGCUAUAUUUUUCAUCAAAGGCUUAUGUAUUUGAAGGUUCCCUGGGCAUGUCAGACAGAGACAGCUAUUUCUAUGCUGCCAUCGUGGCUGUGGUCACUGUGCACGUGGUGCUGGCUCUCUUUGUUUAUGUGGCCUGGAGCGAGGGCUCGCGGCAGUGGCGCGAGGGCAAGCAGGACUGAGCUGGACAUCGUGGGUGAACGAUGGCCACAGACUGUGCAGCACAUUUUUUAUAAGCUGAAGGAAAAGCAUUCUUCCAAAUACACAUGUACAAAGAGGAGGCUGGUGCCUCAGCUGUGGUUAAAAUAAGAUUGUGCUCAUCUUGACUGUGUACUGGUGUUUUCUGUGAUGGUGAUGGAAGUUGUUCUUUAGCCAGCUUCUACUGUGUUGAGCUGAGGAGGCCUUCACUUGCAAUUAAAGUGGAAUGAUUACAUACUUUUGAAAACUCCUGUAGCUACUUUUGCCAUGUCUAGUAUUUUUCUGGCUUGCUCUGAAAAUAAUAUUGGCGUGAGGCAAGCGUUACAUUUUCAAAAAAAUUAAAUUGCUGCUUAAAAAAGCUACAUUACUUACUAUCCAGCUAUGGUGGAAAAGAUGGAAUUUCACUUUGCUGUGAAUAGUUUCCUGAUUUAUGUGUGUUGUGGUUUAACCCCAGCCAGCAAUUGAGCUCCAUGUAGCUGCUCACUCACUGUGACCCCUCAGUGGGAUGAGUGGGGGAAUCAGAAAACCAAAGUGAGAAAACUCCUGGGUCGAGAUGAAGACAGUUUAAUAGGUAGAGCAAAAACUGCACACAUAAGUUUGUUGGUUUUCAGUACAAAUUCAAACUAUAGCCCCAUGGUAGCUGUUAUGAAGAAAACUACCUCUAUCCCAGCCCAAACCAACACAGUGGGAUAGGCAUGAUUAAUCUAUUUCUGUGUUUAGAAGUAAUUUCAAAACCAGAAUUGUUUAGAAACUCAGGUGACGUCUUUCCAAUGUGAAGUACAAUUUUUUUUUCGAUUAUAUUUUUUUAUUGCAGUGUAAAAUUCAAUCUUUAAUUUCCUUUUGGGGAGGACUGUGGUAUUACACGUUGCUCAUCUUUCUCCUUUUCUACAGUUUAUCCUGAUAAUGGAAAGGAAAGGGCAUAGCUUAUUUUUUUGUAUGUCUUUAGACAGGUAUGUAUCUCCUUGCUAUUUGCUAAAGCAGUGUCUGUAACAGUCACAAGCUGCUGUAGUGGCUCAUAGGAGAAGGAACAAGAGAAAAGAAGCUCUGGUUGUCUGCAAAUGGUGUCCUUUAUGAAGCAGAGGAUACAAAAAUGACCACAUGGAACAUUGGCUUCUCUUCAUAACUACUUACUUGUACACUGUGAAAUGAUACAAUAUGUUCAUUGUUUUCUUUUUUUUUUCCUUGGUUGUGCAUAGUCAAACCUCAGUGAGAUUUUUGUGUUGUAAGAUACCCUGAAUUUCAUUCCGCUGUUUUGCCGUUGUUUGCAAGCUUUUUAAUCUCUGACUAAAACAUUUUUCCUAAACUUCCAGCAAGACAAACUUUCUUAACCCUGAUGAUGGCUGUUAAGCUAUUGUGCUUGAGAUCAUUCUGUUAAUUGGAAUUUUCCAGUUUAUUGUAAUAGAUUAGCCUUUCUUGGAAGCUUUUUGCUUAAUACGGGGCUUGGCAUGGUUUUGGUGCUGCAUGUGUCUGUGGUAAAACUUCCAUAAAAAUGAGGCAAAAAUUGGCUGUCUGUGCCCAGUGGCUUGAGAAUUAUGUCCCCAGGCCUCAUUCCUGUCCUGUCCACCCCAGUCCCAGGUGUGCACAAGCACAUGCACCAUGGAAACACUAAUGAAAAUCAGCUUUUACACUCGGUUCCUGCCUUGUUACCUUUUCUCUUCCAGAGCCCCGUUGUCAGGUUGCUGCUGGCAAACUGGAGAGUCUUCUCAGAGUAUUUGAAGUGCAAAGUUAGUUUGUACAUUUUGGCUUCCUGUUCUCCAGCGUGUGAUGUGUACUUUGUGGAACAAAUACUGCCUUUUAAUAAAGACCUACCCCGCAAUACAAGAUCCAGUAAACAACGUGUGCUGAACA